Messenger RNA from Phanerochaete carnosa HHB-10118-sp, 1194 nucleotides. RefSeq lists its product as uncharacterized. The record is from RefSeq and is a predicted model, not a curated record. NCBI's taxonomy places the organism in Eukaryota, Fungi, Basidiomycota, Agaricomycetes, Polyporales, Phanerochaetaceae. The transcript has a single exon. The coding region runs from base 669 to 1172 and encodes 167 amino acids.
GCUCGCAUGUCCAGGAUUUGCAGAAACUCGAUGAGCUCACGACACUUUGGGCCGGAGUGCCUCCCGCAUUGGCGCCCGGAGGCCAGCGACGAACAAUUACACGGGUUCGCUACCCUUUUGUGUGCUGCUCCCUCCACCUGUGCCAUGUUGUCAGAGAGCUGGUUUUCAGGCGACCACCGCCCGUCCUCACAAUGAGCCCCCGAGCGUCUUCUCCGAAUCAAACAACCGGAAAUGGCCUGUGUUGUCCGCGCUCAAACCUGUCCAGCCGUGGGUCAGAAUAGGAUGAAGGAGAAUACAAAGCGGAUCCAUCACUGCGUAUCCAAGGCCGCAGGCCCCUGUGGCCGUGGCCUCAUUGAAAGGUGCACCAACGCCCAUAGCGUCUCAGCCACUACUCUCCUUCAUCUCCAACUCGGCUUCCUAGGUCUCUCUCUCUGUCGCCGGUGCUGGCCACCGCUCUAACUUACUUACAUCUAACAUGCGCUUCGGAUUCUCGCUUGCAAUGAUGUUCCACACCGCCCGAGCGGAUAAUAUGGAGGAGAGGAAGCCUACUCUAGACCUGAUCCCUAACGAUAUCUUACUCGACCUCGUGUUUGAUCACCUCAAUUUCCAGGAUAUCUUGGCUAUGCGACGAGUGAGUCACACCCUCGAGUCAUGAACGAUCUUUUCACAUGUGUUUGCAGGUCAGUAGGCUCUACUGCCAUCUCACGAAACAAGCCGUCAUCUGGAAACGCCUCCUAAGGCGCACGACGCUACUCCUGCCGCCUCUCCCCCCAGAAGCCGAUCACGACCUCGGAAACAUGAAGGGCAGCUCGGCAGAACACUUCUUCAUGCGCGCGUACGAACUCGACAAGGCGUGGCGCGAGGCACACCAGCAGCCGCCGUCCGCCGUGUGGGAGUUCGACGCGAAGGGCUACGUCGCGGAGAUGGUCCUCCUCCCGGGCGGGCGCUACCUCCUCGCGUCCGUGUCGGACCGCGACAAGUGGCAGUGGAUGCUCGUGCUCUACGCCGUGCACGACCGCGGCCCCGCCGAGCCGCUCGUCGCCUACAGGACCGAGUCGCGCGCGCAGAUGCUGCAGGCCAAGUUCUCGGCCUACCGAGGCGCGCGCGGCAUCGUCGUCUCGUACCUCGUGCGCCGAUGGCGGCACGCAGACCAGGAUCGGCACUGGGCGUGAGUGGACCCGUCACCAUUUUUUU